AUGAGGCAACUUCCAAAUUUAAAAGAAUUCACAUUUGCACAUCUGAGUCUGACCUCAGUCCCAGCCUUCAAAUGCAACGGCCUGGAAGUACUCAACCUCGGUGAAAAUAAAAUCACGAAUGUGGAGUUCGACAAAUGGGCAACUCCCAAUUUAAGGAUCCUCAAGCUCUACAGGAAUUACUUGACGUCAGUACCAGCCUUCAUAAGCGACAGCCUGGAAGAACUCUACCUCGGUUGGAAUAAAAUCACGAAUGUGGAGUUCGACAAAUGGGCAACUCUCAAUUUGAGGAAGUUAGAUCUCAGCGACAAUUCCUUGACGUCAGUCCCAGCCUUCAUAAGCGACAGCCUGGAAGUACUCGACCUCGGUGAAAAUAAAAUCACGAAUUUGGAUUUCGACAAAUGGGCAACUCGCAAAUUGAGGAUUCUUAAACUUUGGAGAAAUUCCUUGACGUCAGUCCCAGCCUUUAAGAGCGACAGCCUGGAAGAACUCGACCUCGGCUGGAAUGAAAUCACGAAUGUAGAGUUCGACAAAUGGGCAACUCCCAAAUUGAGGAAGUUAUAUCUCAGCGUCAAUUCCUUGACGUCAGUCCCAGCCUUCAAGAGCGACAGCCUGGAAGAACUCCACCUCGGUAAUAAUAAAAUCUCGAAUGUGGAGUUCGACAAAUGGGCAACUCCCAAAUUGAGGAAGUUAUAUCUUAACGGCAAUAACUUGACGUCGGUCCCAGCCUUCAAGUUCGACGGUUUUUGGGCCCACACGAAAGUGCACCUGGAACGUAAUAAGAUAGCUGCAAUUGACGGGCGAAUCCUCCACCGGAUCUUGAUGGAAUUUUCCCACGGAGAUGGUUUUCUCCACCUAGAUGUUUGUGGCCGAAGGGGAAACCUGGUUCCAUCGGCUCAGCGAUUGAUUCGCGGAGGAAAGGAAGCAGCACCUGGGUCGUGGCCCUGGCAAGCUGCAAUCUAUCAUGUGAAUUUUGGAGAUAUCAUUUGUGGAGGAGCGCUGAUUGGAAUGCGUUGGGUUCUCACCGCAGCACAUUGCGUCGUGGGCCACGACGUGAACAAUUUCCUCGUCUAUCUCGGCAAGCACUUUAGAGAUAUGUCCCAGGACGAUGAAUUCGUUCAAAAGAUGAAGGUGACUCAGAUAUUCGUGCAUGACAAAUACAAUGGCUGGGAGUCGGACAUCGCCUUGAUGAAACUCCACGAUUCGGCUAAUAUAAACGAAUGGGUUCAAUUGAUCUGUCUUCCAUUCAAUGAUGACAUUUCUGAUGACAUUUUAGAUGGUGCUGAAGAUAGAUUUUGCGGUCCUCAUCCAGGAAAGGUGGCAGGCUGGGGAAGAGACGCCUCGAACCUAGCAACAGAUGUCUUGACUGAGGUGCAACUGACAGUCAUACCAAAGCGUGAAUGCCGCAAUAAAAUCUACGAAAUCACAGGGAACCACCCUGCUUCCAUUUCCAGAAGCACGUUUUGUGCAGGAGAACGCAACUAUUCUUCUUCAAUCGUGAAUGAGAAUGCGAAAGGUAUCAUUCCAAUCACACCAAUCCUAUAA
Molecule: messenger RNA, 1542 nt
Organism: Darwinula stevensoni
Lineage: Eukaryota; Metazoa; Arthropoda; Ostracoda; Podocopida; Darwinulidae
Source: the annotation of a GenBank genome assembly